Molecule: messenger RNA, 129 nt
Organism: Entrophospora sp. SA101
Lineage: Eukaryota; Fungi; Glomeromycota; Glomeromycetes; Entrophosporales; Entrophosporaceae
Source: the annotation of a GenBank genome assembly
AUGAGUUCCGAUGAUGGCGAUAAAAUACCAGAGCUUGAAAAUAAUAUCAAAAUACUUAAAACUACAUUAAACGCAAUUUUUGGACGUACUAAUGACUUACUUAGAAGUCCUCGCAAUCGUCAAAUGUAA